AUGGGGUCCGAUCCCGACAAGAUCGGUCUUGAUUUCAAUGCCGCCUCCAACCCUGAGUCCCUCCGAUUCCUGGACUCCGUCGACAGUUCGGCGAGCUCCCCUGUUCGCGAAGACUCGGACCCUACAGAAGAUGCCAUCUUGCCCCGCGAUCAACAGCAGAAGACAGCGACCUACGAUUAUGCCUACGAGAAGUCUAUGAGUCACGCCGAAGCCAAGCUCUUCUACCAGCACCACCAGCUGUCCACGAAGAGCGGCGACAACACCCUGCCGUCUAGUCCGGCGACCGUUGCGCGUUCAGCCACUGAUCACGAGGAGAGGGCGAUGAAUGCGGACCUGAGCCCCCGGCAACAGAACCAGACAGCUCGCAAGAGUUCCGUGACGACCAAUCCCGAAUGGAACUUGGGACCAUCUUCUUAUCAUGGAGCCGAUGGGAUGCACCAGAUCCAGGACAGCCACGGCCAUCUGGCCGAUCACACUGCGAGGGCCUGUGCUGUUUCUUUGGGAGCUGAUCAAGCUGCCCAGACGAACCAGGGACCGUAUAUGUCGACAAAUGAGAGUCUUCAGAGCACUGGUCUAGGCAUUGGCAUGUCCCAGGGAGCAGGGUUUGCGCCAGGUGGAGAUGCUGUGACAUCGGAGUUGAGGGCCAUCUACCGCAAGAUCAAGGGUCUCCUGGAUAGCCGAUCAAAGUACAUGGCGCUGUCAUUGCAACGACCGGGAGAUGAUCCGCGCGACCAUGCUGGUUGGGAUGUUUACCCCCCGCCUCCUGAGCCAGCCUGGGAUGAAGGCAAAGAAUACCAGCCUGGCAGCGUCGGAGGACCGUCCGAUGUGGUGUCGGAGAAGAAGCGAAAGAUGGGAGAGGACAUCGGCGAAGAUUUCGACAUGGCCGAGGUACAACUCCCCGGCGAGUCUUCUUACAUUUACCGAUUCGAUCGCAACAGUGUCUACCAAGUGUACGAGUCGGAGGCCGCCGCGGACCGGAAUGAGCCAUUAGUUGAUAUCCCUUCACUGCGUGACUUUUACAUGGACUUGGAUGCCGUGGUGGAUGUUUCCACCGACGGUCCAACCAAGAGCUUUGCUUUCAAGCGCCUUUCCUACCUAGAAGGCAAGUUCCAACUGUAUGCGCUGCUGAAUGAAUAUCAGGAAAUCGCCGACAGCAAGAAAGUCCCGCAUCGCGAUUUCUACAACGUGCGUAAAGUGGACACUCACGUUCACCAUUCAGCAUGCAUGAAUCAGAAACAUCUGCUCCGUUUCAUCAAGAGUAAGAUGAGAAAGUCACCCGACGAGGUGGUUCUCUUCCGUGAUGGAAAGCAUCUCACUCUGAGGGAGGUCUUUGAGAGUAUCAACCUUACUGCCUACGACCUUAGCAUUGAUACCUUGGAUAUGCACGCCCACACGGACUCUUUCCAUCGGUUCGACAAAUUCAACUUGAAGUACAACCCGGUCGGAGAGUCCCGCCUCCGUGAGAUUUUCUUGAAGACAGAUAACUACAUCAAGGGCCGUUAUCUGGCCGAGAUCACCAAGGAAGUCAUCUCCGAUUUGGAAUCCAGCAAGUACCAAAUGGUUGAGUGGCGAAUCUCGAUAUACGGACGAUCCAUGCAGGAAUGGGAUAAAUUGGCCGCCUGGGUGGUAGACAACAAGUUGUUCUCUCCCAAUGUUCGCUGGCUGAUCCAAGUGCCACGUCUGUACGACGUGUAUAAAUCGAGUGGAAUGAUGGAGAACUUUGAACAGGUCAUCACGAACGUUUUCCAGCCUUUGUUCGAAGUCACCAGGGACCCUUCAAGCCACCCUAAACUUCACAUCUUCCUUCAGCGCGUUGUUGGGUUCGACAGUGUCGACGACGAGAGCAAGGCUGAGCGUCGACUUUACCGCAAGUAUCCGAUCCCGCGAGAAUGGAACACCAAGCAGAACCCGCCUUACAGCUACUGGCUCUACUUCAUGUUCGCCAACAUCGCCUCUCUUAACCAAUGGCGUCAACGCCGGGGCUUCAAUACCUUUGUCCUUCGACCACACUGCGGUGAAGCGGGUGAUCCGGACCAUCUGGCUGUCGGCUUCCUCUGCUGCCACAGCAUCAGUCACGGCAUCUUGCUGCGCAAGGUUCCCCUGCUUCAGUACCUUUACUACCUGAACCAGAUUGGUAUUGCCAUGUCGCCACUCAGCAACAACGCUCUAUUCCUUACAUACGACAAAAACCCUUGUGCUACCUUCUUCAAGCGUGGUUUGAACGUGUCCUUGUCCACCGACGAUCCUCUGCAGUUCGCUUUCACAAAGGAGCCUCUCAUUGAGGAAUACUCUGUGGCCGCUCAAAUCUACAAGUUCAGUGCUGUCGACAUGUGUGAAUUGGCCAAGCACUCCGUCGACCAGAGUGGAUUCGAGCUAUCCUUGAAGCAGAGAUGGCUAGGCUCGAACUGCAGCGCCCACGGCGUGGCUGGCAACAAUGUCGCGAAAAGCAAUGUCCCCGACAUCCGCGAAGCCUUUAGGCACGAGACUCUCCAAGCGGAAUUGUCACUAAUCGAGAGAUAUUCCGAAGGCGCUGGCGCCGAAGAAAGAAACAAGCAAGCCUCGGAAACCGUCCCGCAGUCCGGAUCUACUGAGACAGGUCAGCCUUUGACGGCUAGCUCCCACAGCCUCCGUCCCGAUGCAGCGACUACUCCUCAUAUGGCACCUGUGCCGGAGCUUUCCUCGUCUCCAAGCGGUAGUGUCCUGGGAGCCGACGGAUUGCCACAGCAAAAGAUUUUCCCUGGAAUUGUUCAUGAAACCAUUAGACGAGGAAGAAAACUCUCUCAGCUGUCUUUGGAUGGCAAUCAAUAA
Messenger RNA from Penicillium atrosanguineum, 2808 nucleotides. RefSeq lists its product as uncharacterized. Gene Ontology annotation, molecular function: AMP deaminase activity. The record is from RefSeq and is a predicted model, not a curated record. Gene Ontology annotation, biological process: IMP salvage; AMP metabolic process. Bases 1 to 2808 code for a protein of 935 amino acids. Gene Ontology annotation, cellular component: cytosol. Lineage: Eukaryota; Fungi; Ascomycota; Eurotiomycetes; Eurotiales; Aspergillaceae. The transcript is spliced from 2 exons.